AUGGUCAAAACCAAUGAAUCCGAGACAUCAUUAACUACUUGAUCACACUAACACUAUAACUCAACUCAAUUAUAAAUAGGCAUUCUUUCCAUCUCACUUUCACUCAACUCAAAUAACUCUUAACAAAUAUAGUGAUAUUAAAGAGGCAGCCUUCAUCUAAGAUGGAUGACAUGGAAAUGGCCGCAUGUUUUGACAAAGAAUUGACGAAAUCGUACGUCGAAAAAGACGAUUUCAUCCUUCCAACUGACAUACUGGAAUUUCUUCCAAACACCGACAAGGACGUUGUUGUUCAUUACGACGAUCAUGAGUAUAAUAUGAAAUACAAGGUUGGCGUAUACACGCGCCUCGCUCAAGGCUGGAAAGCCUUCAUUGAUGUUGUCGGAUUAGGGAUAGGAGAUGUGUUGUGUAAGGCAUGUUUAGAUGAGAACCGCAUAGUGUUUUUUGUUCAUGUAAAGGAGGAUCCGGAGAUCGUAAUGAUAGAUUAGGUCUCCAGAUUCUCUAUUUAAAGUAAUUUAUAAAAUUUCUCGACUUUUGCUAUCAUUUUCAAGGUAAUAUUUUCCAUAACAACAAAAUUCUUCAACAAGAGCAUAAAGUUCUUCCAUGACAUUUACAUUACAACAAGAGCAUGAA
Lycium barbarum (goji berry) is the source of this 630-nucleotide messenger RNA. RefSeq lists its product as uncharacterized. Lineage: Eukaryota; Viridiplantae; Streptophyta; Magnoliopsida; Solanales; Solanaceae. The coding region runs from base 162 to 485 and encodes 107 amino acids. The transcript has 2 exons. The record is from RefSeq and is a predicted model, not a curated record.